AUGGAAGACAACAAGAUCAAGGUAAUUUUUCUAUUUUUCUCUUUCAAAAUAAAUUUUUUUCAACUUUUUAGGCCUAUCGCCUCAUCGGUUAUGCCGCAGUUUCUCUUUCGGCCGUCGGAAUUCUUUCGGUUUGUAUAACUUUGCCAUUAGUUUACUCCUACGUUAGCAACUUGCGCACUCAAGUUCAUUCCGAAUUGCGUCAAUGUCGUGAAACUGUCAACUCGGUUUAUGCAACUGCGGUCGCAAUGCCAUCAGUUUCGGGAAACCGUACAGCCCGUCAAGUGGGAUACACAGCCGACGUUACUGGAAAUCCACAAGGGUCACAAGACAAAUGCAACGAUUGUUGUUUGCCGGGACCUGCCGGGCCUGUCGGUGCCCCUGGUAAUCCAGGACGUCCAGGAAGACCAGGAGCUCCAGGAGCUCCAGGAAACCCAGGAAAACCACCACAAGCACCUUGCGAUCCAACAACUACUCCUCCUUGUCCUCCAUGUCCAGCUGGACCACCAGGAGCUCCAGGAGCACCAGGAGCACCUGGAGGUGAAGGACCACCAGGACCACCAGGAAACAACGGACCAGAUGGAGCUCCAGGACAACCAGGACAUCCAGGAAGCACAGGAAUUAAUGGAAAGCCAGGACAACCAGGACCAAGAGGACCACCAGGGCCACCAGGACCAAGCGACGAGCCAAAACCAGGAGCAGCCGGAACCCCAGGAAGACCAGGGCCACGUGGACCACGCGGACCAGCUGGACUCAAAGGCAAAGAUGGUGGACCAGGAGCUCCAGGAGGACCGGGACCAGCUGGAGAACCAGGAAAGCCAGGAGCCGAUGGAGCACCAGGUCAACCAGGAAGCCCAGGAGGAGAUGGUCAACCAGGAGAGAAGGGAAUCUGUCCAAAAUAUUGUGCUAUCGAUGGAGGAGUCUUCUUCGAAGAUGGAUCUCGUCGUUAG
Messenger RNA from Caenorhabditis angaria, 947 nucleotides. The record is from the annotation of a GenBank genome assembly. NCBI's taxonomy places the organism in Eukaryota, Metazoa, Nematoda, Chromadorea, Rhabditida, Rhabditidae.